Molecule: messenger RNA, 4101 nt
Organism: Eptesicus fuscus (big brown bat)
Lineage: Eukaryota; Metazoa; Chordata; Mammalia; Chiroptera; Vespertilionidae
Gene: ANKRD52
Product: ankyrin repeat domain 52
Exons: 28
Coding region: 107-3394 (1095 amino acids)
Molecular function (GO): protein binding
Source: RefSeq, a predicted model, not a curated record
UCCCCGCAGCCGCCGCCGCAGCCGCCGCCUGGGCCGCCCCGUGUCCCCGGUGGAUCCUCCGCCGCCGCCGCCGGGAGCUCGAUGCGGACGGAGCCCGGGCCGGGCCAUGGGGAUCCUCAGCAUCACGGACCAGCCGCCCCUGGUCCAGGCCAUCUUUAGCCGAGAUGUGGAGGAAGUGCGUUCCCUCCUCUCGCAGAAGGAGAACAUCAAUGUGCUGGACCAAGAGAGGCGAACCCCACUGCAUGCUGCUGCCUACGUAGGCGAUGUCCCCAUCCUCCAGUUGCUACUGAUGUCAGGUGCUAAUGUCAACGCUAAGGACACACUGUGGCUGACCCCUCUUCAUCGUGCUGCUGCCUCCCGAAAUGAGAAGGUGCUGGGGCUGCUGCUGGCACAUUCAGCAGAUGUGAAUGCCCGGGACAAGCUGUGGCAGACACCAUUGCAUGUGGCUGCCGCCAACCGGGCCACCAAGUGUGCUGAGGCUCUGGCACCCUUGUUGAGCAGCCUCAACGUGGCUGACAGGAGCGGGCGCAGUGCCCUGCAUCAUGCAGUGCAUAGUGGGCAUCUAGAGACGGUGAGCCUGCUCCUCAAUAAGGGAGCGAGCCUGAACGUCUGUGACAAAAAGGAGCGGCAGCCUCUGCACUGGGCAGCUUUCCUAGGGCAUCUGGAUGUCCUGAAACUGCUGGUGGCACGGGGAGCAGACCUUGGCUGCAAGGACCGCAAGGGCUAUGGGCUGCUCCAUACAGCUGCUGCCAGUGGCCAGAUUGAAGUGGUGAAGUACCUGCUCCGGACAGGGGCUGAGAUCGAUGAGCCCAAUGCUUUUGGGAACACAGCUUUGCACAUUGCCUGCUACCUGGGCCAGGAUGCUGUGGCUAUUGAGCUGGUGAACGCAGGAGCCAAUGUCAACCAGCCGAAUGACAAGGGCUUCACACCACUGCACGUGGCUGCAGUCUCCACCAAUGGCGCUCUCUGCUUGGAGCUGCUGGUCAAUAACGGGGCUGAUGUCAACUACCAGAGCAAAGAAGGCAAAAGUCCUCUGCACAUGGCUGCCAUCCACGGCCGUUUCACCCGCUCCCAGAUCCUCAUCCAGAAUGGCAGCGAGAUUGAUUGUGCUGACAGAUUUGGGAACACGCCACUGCACGUGGCCGCUCGCUACGGACACGAGCUGCUCAUCAGCACCCUCAUGACCAAUGGCGCGGACACCGCCCGGCGCGGCAUCCAUGACAUGUUCCCCCUGCACUUAGCUGUCCUUUUUGGAUUCUCUGACUGUUGUCGUAAGCUGCUUUCCUCAGGUCAGCUGUACAGCAUUGUAUCUUCACUCAGCAAUGAGCACGUGCUUUCAGCUGGGUUUGACAUCAAUACGCCUGACAACCUUGGCCGCACCUGUCUUCAUGCUGCUGCUUCUGGAGGGAAUGUGGAAUGUCUUAAUUUGCUGUUGAGCAGUGGAGCUGACUUGAGGAGGAGAGACAAAUUUGGAAGGACGCCGCUGCACUAUGCAGCCGCCAACGGCAGCUACCAGUGCGCCGUCACCCUGGUGACCGCUGGGGCCGGCGUCAACGAGGCCGACUGCAAAGGCUGCUCCCCGCUCCACUACGCCGCCGCCUCUGACACCUACAGGAGAGCAGAACCCCACUCAUCCUCCAGCCACGAUGCUGACGAGGACGAGCCCCUGAAGGAGUCCCGCAGGAAGGAGGCCUUCUUAACUGUGCCCUCCUGGACUGGGCCUGUCCCCACCUCACAGUCUACUCCUGCCCCCAGCUGUCUGGAGUUCUUACUGGAUAACGGUGCAGACCCCUCCCUGCGGGACAGGCAGGGCUACACAGCUGUGCACUAUGCAGCCGCCUAUGGCAACAGACAGAACCUCGAACUGCUCUUAGAAAUGUCCUUUAACUGCCUGGAGGAUGUGGAGAGCACCAUUCCAGUCAGCCCUUUGCACUUAGCUGCCUACAAUGGUCACUGUGAAGCCCUGAAGACACUGGCCGAGACGCUGGUGAAUCUGGAUGUAAGGGACCACAAGGGCCGGACCGCGCUCUUCCUGGCUACUGAGCGAGGCUCUACUGAGUGUGUGGAGGUGCUUACAGCCCACGGCGCCUCUGCCCUCAUCAAGGAGCGCAAGCGCAAGUGGACACCCCUGCACGCUGCUGCUGCCUCUGGUCACACUGACUCCCUGCACUUGCUGAUCGACAGUGGGGAACGAGCUGACAUCACAGAUGUCAUGGAUGCCUAUGGACAAACCCCACUGAUGCUGGCCAUCAUGAAUGGCCAUGUGGACUGUGUACAUCUGCUGCUAGAGAAAGGAUCCACAGCUGAUGCUGCUGACCUCCGGGGCUGCACCGCCCUCCACCGUGGGGCAGUGACCGGCUGUGAGGACUGCCUGGCUGCCCUGCUGGACCACGACGCAUUUGUGCUGUGCCGAGACUUCAAGGGCCGCACCCCCAUUCACCUGGCCUCUGCCUGUGGCCACACUGCAGUCCUGCGGACCCUGUUGCAGGCUGCCCUUUCCACAGACCCCCUGGAUGCCGGAGUGGAUUACAGCGGAUACUCGCCCAUGCACUGGGCCUCCUACACUGGACAUGAAGAUUGUCUGGAGUUGUUACUUGAACACAGCCCGUUUUCAUACCUGGAAGGGAACCCCUUCACUCCUUUGCACUGUGCAGUAAUUAAUAACCAGGACAGCACCACAGAGAUGCUGCUGGGAGCUCUGGGUGCCAAGAUUGUGAACAGCCGAGAUGCCAAAGGACGGACCCCUCUUCACGCCGCUGCCUUCGCGGACAAUGUCUCUGGGCUCCGGAUGCUGCUGCAGCACGAGGCUGAGGUGGACGCCACUGACCACACCGGCCGCACCGCGCUCAUGACGGCGGCUGAGAACGGGCAGACUGCUGCUGUGGAAUUUCUGCUGUAUCGAGGGAAGGCAGACCUGACUGUGCUGGACGAGAACAAGAACACUGCCCUCCACUUGGCUUGUAGCAAGGGCCAUGAGAAGUGUGCCCUCAUGAUCCUGGCAGAAACCCAAGACCUUGGCCUUAUCAAUGCUACCAACAGUGCGCUGCAGAUGCCACUCCACAUCGCCGCCCGGAAUGGUCUAGCUUCUGUGGUGCAGGCCCUGCUGAGCCGUGGGGCCACAGUGCUGGCUGUGGAUGAAGAAGGUCACACCCCAGCACUGGCUUGUGCCCCCAACAAAGAUGUGGCAGACUGCCUGGCCUUGAUCCUUUCCACCAUGAAGCCUUUCCCACCCAAGGACGCCGUCAGUCCUUUCAGCUUCAGCCUGCUCAAGAACUGCAGCAUUGCAGCAGUCAAGACGGUGGGUGGCUGCGGGGCCCUGCCCCACGGGGCCUCCUGCCCCUACAGCCAGGAGCGGCACGGCGCCAUUGGGUUAGAUGGCUGCUACUCUGAGUAGCCCCUUUCCAGUGUCCCUCUCCCUGCCGGUGGCUUGAUAUCUUAUUCUAUUUAUUUAGAAAAAGUCUAUACAUUUAGGGCACUUUAAAGGAGAACACGACUGGGGUGGGGGUUGGAGGGGGGAGAAAAGCACUGGGGAGCAGCUGCUCACCCCUUUGCCAUACCAUCCUGGCCUGGCAGGGGUCUGGGACUGACAGGGAGCACCCCAGGCCCUUGGUACCCCCAGGGCAGCCCCUUCUGCCAAGUGUCCCAAAAUGAUUGCUAAAUGCCUGGCUCCCCCUCUCUUUUACCCCAUCUCUCAGUUCCCUCUUUCUGCUGCCAGCGACCCCAACUCUUCCCUCCGACUGUCCUCUCUGUGUCCCCCUGCCCCUCCUGCCAGGCAGAUCCCUUCCUCCUCUUCCAUACCCAUCACUGCCUCCCUGCUCGGCCGGCUCCUCCAUCCCCGCAGCAGUGAGAAGCCUUAAUUUCUGGUACUGUGUGAGCACUCUGGGGGCAACCCCCUCCCCCUUCAGGGGCAGCUAGUGGACAAGGGGGGAGGGUAUUUAGCACUGGGGCCUGGAGCUUUUCCCCCAUUUCUGUAUCCCAUCCCCCUAAAGUUCAAAUGCAAAACACUUGAAGCAGCAACUACUGUACCUGGGCCCCAAUCCUGCACUCUCCCCUGGCGCCUCAUAUGCAAAUCAAGGGCUGGUUCUGCCCCCACAGCCUACU